Molecule: messenger RNA, 1221 nt
Organism: Erpetoichthys calabaricus (reedfish)
Lineage: Eukaryota; Metazoa; Chordata; Cladistia; Polypteriformes; Polypteridae
Gene: rpa2
Product: replication protein A2
Exons: 9
Coding region: 160-978 (272 amino acids)
Biological process (GO): nucleotide-excision repair; double-strand break repair via homologous recombination; DNA replication
Cellular component (GO): nucleus; site of double-strand break; chromosome, telomeric region
Molecular function (GO): DNA binding
Source: RefSeq, a predicted model, not a curated record
UAGCUGUUCAGACUGCGUCUCUUGGCGGUUCUGUCUGUCAGCCUCAGAGCGCGCGGAAAAAAGUGCAGUUGCAAAGAACGUGCACUUGAAAACACUGGAUGCUUUUUAAGAAAUAAUCCACAAAACACAGUAGGUGGAGUGGACACAUUGAUUCCAGACAUGUGGAACAACGAAGGUUUUGGUGGAGGCUACAGCGAAUCGAUGGCCGGAGGCUAUACACAGUCCCCCGGAGGAUUCGGAUCUCCAGCUGCAACACAAGGAGAAAAAAAAUCGCGCUCCAGAGCACAACAAAUUAUCCCUUGCACAGUGUCCCAGUUGCUGUCUGCGUCCCAGACUGAUGAGGUGUUCAGAAUCGGAGACGUAGAACUGUCACAGGUAUCCAUCGUGGGACUAAUAAGAAAUGCGGAAAAAGCUCCAACAAAUAUUCUCUACAAAGUCGAUGAUAUGACCAGUUCUCUGAUGGAUGUCAGACAGUGGGUGGACACUGAUGAAGCAGGUAGUGAAAGCAUUGUAAUCCCUCCAGGAACAUAUGUUAAAGUUACAGGGCAUCUCCGUUCAUUUCAGGGUAAAAAGAGCCUUGUGGCAUUUAAAAUUGCCCCUCUUGAGGAUAUGAAUGAACUGAUUUCCCACAUCUUGGAAGUGGUCCAAGCCCAUAUGAUCCUCAGCAAGCCACAGGGUAUGACUAGUGGUAAUAACAGUAUUGCCAUACCAGCUCGUACUGGUAUGACAAGUAUGGGGAACAGCUCCAUGGUGACUGCUGACAGCUCAAUAAAUGGCCUAACAGCACACCAAAGUCAAGUUCUGAAUUUAAUCAAAGCAUGCCGGGAUGCCCAAGGGAUGAACAUCAAUGAGAUAAAAACAAAGCUUAAGGGAAUGAACAUGUCUGCCAUAAAGCAAGCAGUUGAGUUCCUCAGUAAUGAAGGACAUAUUUAUUCCACGGUGGAUGAAGAUCACUUCAAAUCAACAGAUGGUGAUUAGCCAGAAGGAAAAUAUCUUCAGGUUCCUUCUAAGUGUGAAAGCAUUUUCUGCAGGAUUGCUCCUUGCCAAUUAAUCCAAAUGUAAAUAGUCAUCCCACCCAGAAUCCCGCCAAGUCAAGAACAAUGGAAUAUUACUGCUGAACAAUGGAAACUUUGUUUUUUCUAUAGCAAUAGCUACUUUGAGUGACAUUUCAUUUUAUGGUUGUACUCCUAAAAAUGUGUAGGGUUGAACUAAAUAAAUCUU